Messenger RNA from Trachemys scripta elegans, 3081 nucleotides. RefSeq names its product titin-like. The coding region runs from base 191 to 2185 and encodes 664 amino acids. NCBI's taxonomy places the organism in Eukaryota, Metazoa, Chordata, Testudines, Emydidae. The transcript has 9 exons. Gene Ontology annotation, biological process: positive regulation of natural killer cell mediated cytotoxicity; immune response-activating cell surface receptor signaling pathway. The record is from RefSeq and is a predicted model, not a curated record.
UCGAGCAGAGGAGAGUUUGUAAGGGACAGCGCGGAAAGGGGACCUGGAGAGAGAGUGCAACAAUGGCUCUGGGGUUAUCUCAGUCAAUGAGCUGCAAGAACUAAGAGCACCGGCUGUUUUAGCAGCAGAUCUGACACCUCCUCAAUUAGGGCCCCUGACAGCGCUGCCACGGAAAGGUUCUCGAAGGAACAUGAGAACCCGGCUGGAAAGGCUCUCUCUGCUUUGGCCACUUCUCCUGUCUCCGUGGCUGGGAGCUGCAGAAAAUACUGCUGCUGUCAUUGUGGUGAAUCAGACACCCCCUUCUAUCCGUGCAAUGGAAGGGUCAGAGUUCACCAUCGAGUGUACAUUCAACUCAAGCAAUAACUCUAUCAAGUGGUUUGGUGAUUGGAGUAAAACCAGAAAAAAUGUAACAGCAAAGGUGAACAAUGUAAUAGAUCGAACCAUAUUAUCAGCAGAUACAGAAAAGAGGUCUCUUUCCCUCACUGUGAAGAAAGCCGAUGUCAUGGAUUCUGGAACCUACAUAUGUGGGGUUGGGAGCAAAUAUGGGACAUCUCCUGGGACUGGAACCCAAGUGACCAUCGAUGAAAUUACCGACCUGAUGGUGAAUCAAACCCCAACCAGUGUCAGUGGUUUAGAAGGCACAGAACUUACCAUGAAUUGUACAUUCAAGACAGUCAGUAACCACAGCACCAUGUAUGUGCGAUGGUAUAACUAUGGGACUGAGGGACUAAAGAAAGAGCUGGUGAAUGACAGCGAUGUGAUCAGAACCCUGCAUUUGGACAAUGGGUUUGCCUCUCUCACUUUGAAGAAUACGAAUUCAUCUAAUACAGGAACCUACGUGUGUGAGGUGGGGAUCACAGCAAGGAACCUCUCUGGGAAUGGACUAGGAACCGAAGUGACCAUUGAGAAAAUUCCCAAGCUGAUGGUGACUCACACCCCAGCCGAUAUCCAUGCGUCAGAAGGGUCAGAUCUCACCAUGGAGUGUAGAUUCACGGUAUUGAAAAACCACAAGACCUUGUAUGUGAAAUGGUAUAAACAUAGCGGAACUGGGGGAACGAAGAAGGAGCUGAUGAGCGAAAGAGGCGGGGGCCCAGCAGCCCUGGCUUUGGAAAAGGGUUUUGCUUUGUUCACUCUGAAGAACGUGAAUGUAACCGAUACAGGAACCUACGUGUGUGAGGUGGGGAGCACAACGAGGAACUGGUCUGCGUCAGGAGCCGGAACCCAAGUGACCAUCACUCCUGUUGACCUGCUGGUGAAUCAGAGCCCUGCCUGUGUCAAGGAAGAGGAAGGGAAAGCGCUGACCAUAGAAUGUAGAUUCAGGGCCCUGGAGAAACCCAGCACCAAGUACUCUGUUAGAUGGUAUAAAAACGGGACCGAUGGAGACGAGAAGGAGCUGAAAAACGAAACGGGCUCAGUCACAACAACUCUAGAUUUCUCAAUGGGCCUGGCUUCUCUCACCUUGAUUAAAGCCAGCGUGAGUGAUUCUGGGUUCUACAGAUGUGACUUCGGUAAAAAUGGCCGUGGGAAUGGAACCAGAGUGACGAUCCAGGCUGUUGACCUGCUGGUGAAUCAGACACCUGCUGUAAUAAAUGGAUCGGAAGGAGAAAAGCUCACUGUAGAGUGUAGAUUCAAGGUGGUGAAAGACUCCAGCACCACGUACAGUGUUACAUGGUAUAAGAAGGGGGCUGAUGGACACGAGAAAGAGCUGAAGAAUGAAACAGGCAUUGUCACAACAGCUCUAGAUUCCUCAAAGGGCCUGGCCUCUCUCACCUUGAUCAAAAUCAAUAGGAACGACUCCGGGCUUUACAGAUGUGACUUUGGUAAAAAUGGCGAUGGAAAUGGAACCAGAGUGACCAUCCAUGCACAUGACCAAAGGCCAAUGAGCUCUUACAUUGUUCCUGGAGCUGUGGCUGGGACACUUCUCUUCUUGCUGGUGCUCGGUAUCCUUUUGUGGAGAUGGAGACAGUGCUCCAAAGGACCACUUCAAAGCAGGUCAGAGGCAGAGAUGAAUCAGAUGGAGACGUCUUCUCCUCCACCAGCUGAUGAGGUGACUUACGUUGACUUGAACUCCCACAAAAGGGACACAAACGCAGAGGAAGAGGUUGUUUACACGGAAGUGAAGAUACGGCCAAAACAGAGAGAUGACAAUGACAUCUACGCAAAAGUCAACCCUCGUCAUCGCUAGGGGAAGAGCGAGUGGGAAUUAACAGAGGCGUGACCAGCAUUUCACAUGUCCAUUAAAUGCAAGUCUCCAUAGAACAACAAAUUAGCUCUUAGUAAAAGAUGUCCUUGGAGAUCAAAGUCCACUAGUUAUGAACAGAGCAGGUAGCAGUGCAAGAUUCCCUCGUUUCCUGCUCCACCAACAUGCCUCAACUCUGAUCUGGAGAGACCAAUUCUGUGGGCAGACGGAGAGUUCUGCUAACCCAUCUACUCUUGGCCUAUGUGCUGUGAUUGCAGCCAGGAAACGGGUUGUGCAGUGGACAGUGUUUCACUAGGAACUGAGUCGAGACCAGAAAUUCAUUUAACAAACUCACCGGCCAUCAGAUUGUAGCAAGUUUUAGUUGCUAUUUACCAGCACUGAAUUUGAACAAGUGACCGAGAGCCAAGCCCUUGAGCCACCCAAGUAUGGAAAAUGUUGCCAUCUUGUUGUGGGAAGCGCUGUCCUCCACUGAAGAUGCCAACUGUGCUGAAUGAGGAAAGAAAAGCGUCCGAAGAGCCAUGCUCCCUACACUGGAGGAUGUACAAUAAUGCUGAUAAGGCUCAAGAGCAAUGUCCCAUACGUUCAUGAAUGACACUGACAUGAUUGUUGAAUCUUUCUAAGCACAAAGCAGCUUCUCUGUUGGGAGUGAAUUCAGCUUCCCUGGAUUCCACCCACUUAAGAGCCAAACAACAACAAUAUGAAUUGCUUCGCCAGCAGAUUUUAAAUAUUAACUAAAGCUUUUACAGCAAGUUUAGGCCAGGAUUAAGUGUGUGCAAUUGCACUGAUUGAAAUGGAGUUGUACCUACUUACACCAGGAAUGGAUUUGUCCCCUUGUGUCUGUGUGGCUUUACUGUAAAUUUAAAAAGGAAAUGUGUAAUUUU